Messenger RNA from Condylostylus longicornis, 1842 nucleotides. It is a transcript of the gene RNF220, whose product is annotated as E3 ubiquitin-protein ligase RNF220. Gene Ontology annotation, molecular function: metal ion binding; ubiquitin protein ligase activity. The record is from RefSeq and is a predicted model, not a curated record. The transcript has 2 exons. Bases 216 to 1370 code for a protein of 384 amino acids. Lineage: Eukaryota; Metazoa; Arthropoda; Insecta; Diptera; Dolichopodidae. Gene Ontology annotation, biological process: protein ubiquitination.
UUGAGUGGUAAUAAAGUUUAUUUUUUUUGUACAUAAAUACGGCUGGUUAUAAAAAAUGUUGAAAGAUUGUUAACAGUAACAAAUAAUCAUAUAAUGUUCUUUUUUUCAUACAUCUUCCCAACAUAUUAUAAAUGUGUAUUAUUUAAAAACCCUAUUUUAUUCGAUAAAUUUUAUUCAAUAUUUCCGAAAACAAUACAUCAAACUUUUAAGUAAAGAUGGAGGAUAUUGAGAUUGACAGAGGUCUUAGACGCAAAAAUAAAUCUUGUGAAGUAAUAUGCCCAGUAUGUGACGUUACUAUACUACCAGGUGAUAUAGAACAGCACUAUGAGCUGGAAGUUGAUCGUCUAAUUAAAAUACAAAUAAAUUCUAAAUUAAGAAAAACAUCACAUGUUCAUCUAAAUAAUCAAGAACCAAUAGCUGGAUGUUCUACAAAAUCUAAAGAAGAUACUUGUCUGUGUCCUUGGGUAUCUUUUCAAAAAAUUCGUAAUAAUAGGCAUUCACGAUUAAAAGUAAAAAAUAAAAAGCGUAAAUUUGGUGAUACCGUAUGCCCAGUGUGCAAUGAAUACCCAAAUGAAGACAUUAAUAUUCAUGUCGAAAAAUGUCUUAAGAAUGACAAUAAAAAUGAAAAUGAAAACAGGUCUGAUGACGAGGAGGAUAUUGAUAUAGAAUGUGAAAAUUUUGAGGAAUAUGAAUGGGCUGGCCAAAAAAGGGUAAGGGCAUCUAGUUUUUUAGAGGGUGGUUAUUCAGGAGCUGGAUCAUUUGUGAGAAAUACAAAGGAGGACACUUGUGACGAAGAAUUAAACGUUGAUGGGGACGAUACGCAGUUAUACGGACCACCACAAUAUCUAGAGAAACAUAUAAUCGUUCCAUUUGCGCAUGAAAAUGACAAAGAAUCUAAUGCCAACAUGUAUUUAAGACAAUUAGUUUGCGUUCAAGAAACUUCGUUGGAUCGUGUCAAAAAUGGUCAAGAGCAACACUAUGAGCUCAAUGAGAAUUUAACUCAAAUAGAAAAGGAAAAUAGAAAUAAUUUUUUAGACGGAAACAUUUGCGGAAAUAGUAUAAGUAUGAAUAACCGAGCUCAUGAGCAGGAUACUACUUUGCAAGCCGAAAGAAAUUCAGAAAAUGAAAAACGCAAUGUAAAUCAAAUUAUUGAAUCACUUAAAAUGAAAAUACGAGAGUACGAAAAUCAAACAACUACAAAAAACAAGUGCUUAAUUUGUAUGGAUGUUUAUUUUAAACCUGCUGUCUCUAUCUGUUGUUGGCAUGUUCAUUGUGAAACAUGUUGGCUCCGAACUUUGGGUGCCAGAAAACUUUGUCCCCAAUGUAAUAUGAUAACAUCCCCCACCGAUUUAAGAAGGAUAUACUUGUGAUGUAACUUUGUAACAAGAAAGAGACAUUAAAUUUUUUCAAUUGACUAGCAUUAAUAAAAUUGUGAUUUGACUAAAGGUGAAUGUUUUGAAACGAAUGUUUUAACUUUUCUAUUAACUAUUCUAAGCUUUUUAUAAAGUACUUUUACAUAUCUUUUCAUGUCCAUUUGAUACGAGUGGUAUAAACAUGAUUCGAUAAAUUAAAAUUUAUUUUAAAAAUAUACAAAUAGAAUCUCGGUUGAAUAUAAAUUUUGUAAUUCAUCAACAUUACUGCAGAAAUUUCUAAAUAUAUAUUAAAAGCAGUUUUUGAUCUACUUUACACUGCAAAAAUAUAUAUAUGUAUAUAUUUUUUUCUUUUUGUAUACGUGUUUAAAACUUUCUUAAAAGACAAUAGAAAACCUAGAAAAUUUAAGGCCGAAAUAAAAAGUAAAUUAGUUUCUCAUAAUAGAUAAUAUAUUUUUGUCUUUAAUUUGUA